Molecule: messenger RNA, 1209 nt
Organism: Penicillium canariense
Lineage: Eukaryota; Fungi; Ascomycota; Eurotiomycetes; Eurotiales; Aspergillaceae
Product: putative extracellular exo-polygalacturonase
Exons: 3
Coding region: 1-1209 (402 amino acids)
Biological process (GO): carbohydrate metabolic process
Molecular function (GO): polygalacturonase activity
Source: RefSeq, a predicted model, not a curated record
AUGUCCACCAUAGCCAAAACGCUCACAGUCCUUGCGGCGCUUCCUUUCGCACUGGCCCUACCAGAUGCAUCUCGCACCCUCGAUAUCCGCGCUUCAAGCUGCACUCCGGCCGCAGGAGGCUCGUCCUCGACAGACGACGUCCCUGCGAUUACAUCCGCUAUCGCGGCCUGUAGCAGUGGUACAAUUGUGAUCCCGUCAGGGACCACAUACUACCUAAACAGCGUGCUCGAUUUUGCUGGGUGCAGUGGCUGUGAUUUCCAGAUCGAGGGCCUGUUGAAGUUUAGUUCCUCUACCAGUUACUGGGAAGGACGCACGGCGAUGAUCAAUGUCAAGGACAUUGACGGUCUGAAGAUCCGCUCGCUGACGGGUAAUGGCGUGAUUGAUGGGAAUGGGCAGGAUGCAUGGGAUCUCUUCGCCUCGGACAGCAGCUAUGCGCGCCCAACCCUCCUCUACAUAACCGGCGGCUCCGACAUCACAAUCUCCAAUUUCCGGCAAAAGAACCCACCGAACGUCUUCAACUCCGUCAAAGGCGGAACCACGAACAUCGUCUUCGCAGACCUAAGCAUGGACGCUACAUCCAAAAGCACCAAUGCGCCCAAAAACACAGACGGCUUUGACAUCGGCGAAAGCACAAACGUCGUCAUCACCCGCGUGGGAGUCAGCAACGACGACGACUGCGUCGCCUUCAAACCCGGCGCGGAUGGCGUCACCGUGACUGACAUUACCUGCACCGGCAGCCACGGGCUGUCAGUCGGCUCGCUGGGCAAGGGAUCCGAUGACACGGUAAAGAACGUGUACAUGUCCGGCGCGACGAUGAUCAAUUGCACCAAGGCGGCGGGCAUCAAGACGUACCCGUCUGGCGGGAGCCAUGGACAGUCGACCGUGACAAAUGUGACGUGGACGGGGGUUGUGGUGGAUGAGUGCGACUAUGCUAUCCAGAUACAGAGCUGCUAUGGGGAGGACGAGGCUUAUUGUGAGGAGUAUCCUGGGGAUGCGGAUUUGACGGGUAUUGUGUUUGAUCAUUUCAGUGGGACGACGAGCGGAGAGUAUGAUGCUGUGACGGGCAAUCUGGACUGCGGCGCUGAUGGGACUUGUGGUGUGAAGGUGAGUUCUUAUACGGUGACAGCCCCGGCUGGGGAUAGCGACGUGCUAUGUGCGAAUACGCCGUCGGAUCUGGGGGUGACUUGUACCUCCGGGGCAGCGGGAUAG